CGGGGUUGGGGCGUUUUUCGCGCUUCCGCCGUCGUCCUGCUGCUGUUGAUGUUCUGAGGCAGAAGGGAGGGGAGCGGUGGCGGCGGUGGCCGCUGGACCUUCUCCACUUUCCUCUUUCCCUCUUCUAUCAUCUUGGCUGGGCCCCAGACUUGGGGGGAGCGCCUUCUCCGCCAUGGCCACCAGCACCACAGGCUCCACGCUGCUGCAGCCUCUCAGCAACGCCAUUCGGCUACCGAUAGACCAGGUCAACUUUGUAGUGUGCCAACUGUUUGCCUUGCUUGCUGCUGUGUGGUUUCGAACUUACCUUCACUCAAGCAAAACUAGUCCGUUCAUAAGGCAUGUUGUUGCCACACUGUUGGGCCUUUAUCUUGCACUUUUUUGUUUUGGAUGGUAUGCCUUACAUUUUGUUAUACAAAGUGGAAUUUCAUACUAUAUCAUGAUCAUUAUAGGAGUGGAAAAUAUGCACAAAUAUUGUUUUGUUUUUGCUUUAGGAUACCUCACUGUGUGCCAAAUUUCUAGAGUCUAUAUCUUUGACUAUGGACAAUAUUCUGCUGAUUUUUCUGGCCCAAUGAUGAUAAUUACACAGAAAAUUACAAGUUUGGCAUACGAAAUUCAUGAUGGAAUGUUCCGAAAGGAGGAAGAACUGUCACCAUCACAGCGAUGCUUAGCUGUGAGACGCAUGCCAAGUCUACUGGAAUAUUUAAGUUACAACUGUAAUUUCAUGGGUAUCCUGGCAGGCCCAUUAUGCUCUUAUAAAGACUAUAUUACUUUCAUUGAAGGCAGAUCAUACCAACUGACACAGUCUGAAGCAAAUGGGAAAGAAGAAAUAAAAUAUGAACAAACAGAUCCCUCACCAAAUAUAGCUGUGGCGCAGAAACUUGUAGUGUGUGGACUAUCCUUAUUGUUUCAUAUGACUGUUAGCAAAACUUUUCCUGUAGAAUACAACAUUGAUGACCAUUUCAGAGCAACAGCUUCAUUUCCUACAAAGGUCAUCUACCUAUACCUGUCGCUAAUGGCUGCCAGACCGAAGUAUUAUUUUGCAUGGACUUUGGCAGAGGCAAUUAAUAAUGCAGCUGGAUUUGGCUUUAGAGGCUAUGAUAAAAAUGGAGUCCCACAUUGGGAUUUGAUUUCAAAUCUACGAAUUCUACAUAUAGAGUUUUCAACAAGUUUCAAGAUGUUUCUUGAUAACUGGAAUAUACAGACAGCGCUGUGGCUCAAAAGAGUAUGCUAUGAGCGAGCCUCUUUCAGUCCAACAAUACAAACCUUUAUCUUAUCAGCCAUUUGGCAUGGGGUAUAUCCUGGAUAUUAUUUAACAUUCUUAACAGGGGUACUAAUGACACUUGCAGCACGAACAAUUAGAAAGUACAUUAGAAAUUAUUUUAUUGAUUCUCCAGCCAUUAAAUUAUGUUAUGAUAUCAUGACAUGGAUCGCAACUCAAAUAGCAAUAAGUUACACAGUUGUCCCAUUUGUACUUCUCUCCAUAAAACCCUCUUACAUAUUUUACAGUUCCUGGUAUUUCUGCCUCCAUAUUGCCUGCAUUUUAGUGCUGUUGAUGUUUCCAAUGAAAAGAACUCAAAAAGGAAAUAAAGAACAAGAAAGCAUCCAGCCUUCAUGGUCUAAAAAGCACGAAGAAGAAAAAGAAAAGAGAAUUAUGGGACAUAAUAGUUUUUCUGUGGCAAAUAGCUUCAAUCAAAGAAGAGAAAUCACCUCCAGAAAUACAGCAACAAAACAAUGAUUACAGAUGCUAUAGAUGCUAUAUUUUAUAUUUUCAAGACCAUUUAUAGCACCUUUUAAAAGGGGUUUGUAUUUGUCUGAAAAGAUGGUUAGUAAGAAAAGAAUGCUAUAUCUCUAGGGAAUAUACUAGUAAGAUGAAAACAAAGCAAAUUAACCACUCCCGUGCCAUGUUCCUGUGGAUCACGCCUUAUAUGGAAAUAUUACAAUUAUUUCAAUGGGCACUCAGGACCAACAGCGUAUGUCAUUGGUGUGCCCCUGUGCUGAAUGUACAGUGUAAAUCCCUAGGCACUGUGGGGCUAGAAAGCAGUUGUGUCAGUCCAGAAUACCAGAAGGAAAAUAUCUUGCAUUGCCUUAAACCCUCUAUCUACUGGAAAAGUAAUGUUUCUAAAUAGUAUUUUCAUGUUUAGGAUAAUAUAUUUGAAGUAUAAUUCAAAAGUAAGCUUUGGAUUCUGAGGGACAAAACAAGAGAAAUGGAAGCAGAAAACCAUGCUGCCUGAAGGGAAAGGAGGAAUUGCAACAAGCACCUCAGUAUCUGGAGGGUUUUUUUAGGAUAUCAGAUUUGUACAAUGUAGAACUGAAAACAUUGCUAAUGCCAAAUUAUAGUUGGUUUGUCUGUUAAAAACUGUGGCUAAAGGAAAACCCUCUGAAAACUUUUUUUUAAAUAUUUAAAGUCAUCCUUUCUAGAGCCAAAUGUUUCAAUUUAAUUUUGCUCUUUAGGAUGAGUAAGCUUUGCAGCAGCCAUCACAAGAUGUGCAUGGAAUUCCUGUUAAAGCUGUAGCUUUCCAAUAAAAUUCCUCCUCCUCCUCAUACAGAAAUCAUUUCACAGGGCAAUCUUAAGAUAAAAUCACUAGUAAAAAUUGAUCAGGUAUAGAAUUAGUGUGAAAAGGUGCUUAUGAUGGCCACUUUAUCUUAUGGUUAUAAUUCAGUUUAUAUUAAACAAAGAGUGAAAUUGUUAAAUUGGUACUGUCUAAUUGAACUAUGUAAACCCUGUAACCCAAGAACACCUAUGGUUUAGGAAAAACUAAAGCAGGAUUUCAUAUAUGGAGAUCAUAGUGUAACAUUUGAUAAAACUUUCCCAACCAA
Molecule: messenger RNA, 2817 nt
Organism: Candoia aspera
Lineage: Eukaryota; Metazoa; Chordata; Lepidosauria; Squamata; Candoiidae
Gene: MBOAT2
Product: membrane bound O-acyltransferase domain containing 2
Exons: 13
Coding region: 173-1735 (520 amino acids)
Biological process (GO): lipid modification
Cellular component (GO): membrane
Molecular function (GO): acyltransferase activity
Source: RefSeq, a predicted model, not a curated record